Messenger RNA from Acanthoscelides obtectus, 1023 nucleotides. The record is from the annotation of a GenBank genome assembly. Lineage: Eukaryota; Metazoa; Arthropoda; Insecta; Coleoptera; Chrysomelidae.
AACUGACUGACGUACACCUGACAGUUGUGACACUUGUUUUUGUGGUUAGAAAAAAGUUUUGCCGGUAAAACGAGUUUGAAAAAGUUGAAACGGAAGGCACGUGAAGUGAUAUAAUUAUCGAGUACGAUUUAAAAGGAACCAAUAAAACAAGCUGUGAUUAUACUUCAGAAAUCUUGAUUCUAGUCAAUGAACUACUAUGGGGGAUCUACACGUAAUUUGCCAUGAAAUCCCAAAACUCGAGUUGCACGCACAUUUAAACGGGUCCUUGACUGAAACAUGUUUGAAAAAAUUGAAAUGUCUAGACUCGUCAAUAAAAGGAUACCAAAGAAUGACAGAAGUCUUAAACAAAUCUCAAAGAAGUCUCUCUGAAUGUUUUGAAGUGUUUAAAAUAGCUCACAAUGCCACCAACAAUGUAGAAGCUGUUUUCGCAGCUACACAAUCUGUGAUCUCAGAUUUCCACAUGGACCAUGUUGUGUAUUUGGAGCUGCGAACCACACCCAGAGCUGGACAAGACAUGAGUAAGGAAGACUACAUAGCAGCAGUGGUGACGGCUAUCCUGGCAAACCCCUUAGAGAUCAUUGUAAAGCUGAUCCUAUCUAUUGAUAGACGAAAUAGCAUAGAACAGUCUCUUGAUAGCUUAAAUGUGAUAUUGAAGAUGAAAUUGAAGUAUCCUGAUGUGAUAGUAGGAAUAGAUUUUAGUGGCAAUCCUGCAGAAGGAGAAUUCAAUGAAGAUUUAUUUAAAAAAGCAAGAGAAGGUGGACUAAAAACAUCAAUACAUUGUGGAGAAAUUAGGAAUGAUGAGGAAAUAGAAAAGAUCUUGAAAUUUGGGCCUGAUAGGCUUGGGCAUGCAACAUUUUUGCAUCCUGAAUAUGAAGGCAAUCCGAACAACUGGAAAUUAUACCUUGAGAAAAAAAUUCCCGUAAGUGCUGCCUUACCUCUAAUGUGAUAUGUGGAACUACAAAGAGCUAUCCAGAACAUCACAUUCGUGAGUGGAUCAGGAAUUCUUUACCUCAUUGCAUAUGU